Messenger RNA from Synchiropus splendidus (mandarinfish), 4865 nucleotides. RefSeq names its product terminal uridylyl transferase 7 (gene tut7). Gene Ontology annotation, molecular function: nucleic acid binding; RNA uridylyltransferase activity; zinc ion binding. The record is from RefSeq and is a predicted model, not a curated record. NCBI's taxonomy places the organism in Eukaryota, Metazoa, Chordata, Actinopteri, Syngnathiformes, Callionymidae. The coding region runs from base 292 to 4026 and encodes 1244 amino acids. The transcript is spliced from 29 exons.
AAUAGAUUCCUUCAUCUUUUAAUGGAAGCUGAAUCAGAAUGUACGAUCAUCUUGGGAAAAGGGAUCACGCUAACUUCAUCAGGAGAGUUUUCAUCAAGCUUUUAUCAUGGAGUGCUUCAUAAAUCCGUCCUUUAAGGAGCUCAGGUCAAGCACUUAAUAUGACUCUUCCGGGUUUCCGUAAAUACGUCACCAUUCAAACUCCCUGUGAGAGAGUCAAUCAUGCGGAGUCAGACUUGAUCAAGCUUCCCGUUAUGCCCACCGUCCUCCAACUGAAGUUUUGACAAGAUCACUAUGGAAAACUCUGGUAGAUCUUACCGGCAAAAACAUGGCAACAGGGAACGUGGAGCUGAUACGCAGGACAGCUGGAGAAACCAGGAUCACAACAGGGGCCAGGCCUUUAGGUCUGAUGGUGGCCAACAGAGGAACCAAUGUGGCCUCUUUCAGGUGAGCCCCAGAAGAGGAGGACUGGGCCCGUUUUCCGCUGGAGGAUUCAGAGGGGGCCACAGCCCCUCACAAAGAGACAAUCACUGGUUUUCUAAUCAGGAGACAAGUCAAGGGGACCACUGGAGAGAGGGGCCGCAGCUGCAACAGCCCAGCUGGAGAAAGGGGAACCUAGGGGAAGGUCAGAAUGAAGAAAGAGAACAGUGGAGAAGAGGAGGCCAUGAGGACUGUGAUCAUAAAUCAGGAAAAGGAUGGCGAAACCAAAACAAGCGCAGCUCUUAUUUUGAAGAGGCCUGCAGCCAUGUCGGUGAAGAGCCCACCCUCUCACCGAUGGAGCUGCAAAGGAUUCUGCUUGCAGAGAAAGAGCUUAAAAAAGAUGAAAUCUUCUACCUAAAAAAGAGGUCACACAAAAACCCAAACGCACUAUUUACCUGCAUGUUGUGUGAUAUUCUACUGGACAAUGUGCCAGAUGCUCGUGCACACACCCGAAACCGACGACACCGGAGAAGGGCCAAGGAGAAAAAAGAGCUAAAGAUGCUGACUGAGAUCCAGCCGCCUGACCAGGAGCACAUAAUUGCCCUGAAUGAUGCACUGGAACGUGUUGUCCAGAAUCACGGGAUGACUGACCAAGACGUGGAGAACAGAUGCUGUGUUGUCUCAGUCAUGCAAGACCUCCUGAUGUCCGUCUUGCCGGAAAUCAGGCUCAGGCUGUAUGGAUCAUCCUGCACCAAGUUUGGAUUUAAGGAUUCUGAUGUCAACAUUGACAUUCAGUUUCCACCACAUAUGCACCAGCCUGAUGUCUUGUUGUUGGUGAAAGAGAGCCUCGCUUUGUCCCCUCUCUUUGUUGAUGUGGAAGAUGAUUUUCAUGCUCGGGUGCCCGUCAUCAUCUGCAGGGAGAGACAGAGUGGCCUCGUCUGCAAAGUCAGUGCAGGGAAUGAAAAUGCAUUCCAAACCACAGCGUACCUUUCUGCGCUGGCCAGUCGGGAGCCACUCCUUCAUCCUCUGGUUCUGGGAUUCAGACACUGGGCCAGAAUCUGUCAGAUUGACCGGUCUGAUGAAGGGGGUCUGCCACCAUACGUCUUUGCCCUCAUGGUUAUUUUCUUCCUGCAACAACGCAAGAAGCCUAUUCUGCCCUCCUAUCUGAACAAAGAGAUGAAGAUAUUUUCACUUGGCAAGCUGCAAGAUUUUAGUCUCACUCAUGUAGAGGACGGACACAUGCACUGGACUUACACUCCCACUGAGUCAUCUCAAACACUGGAAGCUACGAGUGCAAAGGGAAAGGUUCCCCUGGUCUUUCCGAAAGCUCUGCCCUCAGUGGAAGUUGGUCUUCUCUGGACUGAAAUGCUCCGCUUCUACUCACUGGAGUUCAUCAUAGCCGAUAAUGUGAUAAGCGUGCGGACUGGAGCCAUCCUUACCAGAGAGAUUAAAGACUGGCCCAAAACACGUAUUGCUGUGGAGGACCCUUUUGCUGUAAAGAGGAAUGUGGCUCGAACCCUCAACAGUCAGCAGAUGUAUGACUACGUCCUCCACUGCCUGAAAACCUCGUAUAAGUAUUUUGCGUUGCCGCUCAACUCCUCAGCCGUCAGCAACAAAAGUGAUUCACAGCAACAACUGUCACUGAAGGCCGACUCGACUGAGGUGAUCUCUGCCACUGAAAACGGUCCUGAAGACUCUGACUGUAUUAUUGAAGAAGAGGUGGAGGAGGAUAGUGACUGUGAUGGAGAGAUGGGAACGGACAACCACAUGAUGCUGUCUGAAGACGAGAUUGACAAGGUUCUGGAAACUUGUACCCGAGAACACCUGGAUAGUGUCAACACGGAAGAAGAGAUUUUCCCGGUGGAUGAGCUCUCAAGACUGUCAGACAAGGAGGGUGCCGAAGCUGACACGCAUGGUUCUGUGGAUGAAGAUGAGGAGGAAGAGGAGUUAGUCCCUGUUAGUGUGUCGCCUUCCUCUGUGGUUGAUGCUGACAAAAAUGAAGUUACAGCAAAAGAACCAGCCCAGCGGUCGUUUGAGUUCACUUUACACGCACUGACAAGAGGGAAGCCUCGGAUGGUGGUCUGCAGCAUUUGCAAGCGUGAUGGACAUCUGAGGAAAGACUGCCCGGACGACUUCAAGAAGGUUCAACUGGAACCCUUGCCAGCAAUGACGCCCAGCUUUCUCUCCACGAUUGACAGUGUUUGUGAACAGUGUUUCAUGGAUUUUGCUCCGGACGAACUGGAGCUAGGAGUAAGGGAACACAUCAUCCAAGAUCUGGAGAAGUUUGUCAGACGGCAAUUUUCUGGUGCCAGACUCAAACUUUUUGGGUCUUCCAAAAAUGGCUUUGGUUUCAGACAGAGUGACCUGGACAUCUGCAUGGUGCUGGAGGGUCAGGAGACCAUGGAAGAUGUUGACUGCAUCAAUAUCAUAAAGAAUCUUGCAAAGCUCCUUCGAAGACACCCAGACCUAAAGAACAUCCUGCCAAUCACAACUGCCAAAGUGCCUAUAGUGAAGUUCUUGCACAUGGACACUGGUCUAGAGGGAGACAUCAGCCUCUACAACACUCUGGCGUUGCACAACACAAACCUGCUGGCAUUGUACGCUGCCAUUGACCAGAGGGUGAAGAUUCUGUGCUAUGUCAUGAAGGUGUUUGCUAAGAUGUGCGACAUUCGUGAUGCUUCACGUGGUAGUCUGUCAUCCUAUGCGUACACACUGAUGGUGCUCUACUUCCUUCAGCAGAGAAACCCUCCAGUUAUUCCAGUGUUGCAGGAGAUUCACGAUGGAAAGAAACCAGAGGUGUUGGUUGACGGUUGGAACGUGUAUUUCUUUGACGAUUUGAAAUCCCUUCCAAGCCGCUGGCCCAGUUUUGGACAGAAUAGGGAGACGGUGGGAGAGCUGUGGCUUGGAUUGCUCCGCUUCUACACCGAAGACUUUAACUUCCGUGAGCAUGUUAUCUGCAUCCGACAGCACGCUUGUCUGACCACCUUCCACAAGCAGUGGACCUCCAAAUGCAUCGUGAUUGAAGAUCCGUUUGACCUGAAUCAUAAUCUUGGGGCUGGUCUAUCGAGGAAAAUGACAAACUUCAUCAUGAAGGCUUUCAUCAAUGCCAGAUCAGUGUUCGGAGCACCCAUUGAAGUCUUUCCUCAGGAGUACCCCACUCACAUGGAGUAUUUCUUUGACCCAGACCUCUUAACUGAGGGAGAAGUGGUUCCUAAUGAUCGAUGCUGUCGUGUCUGUGGGAAGAUCGGUCACUUCAUUAAGGACUGUCCAUUGCGCAAGAAGUCCAAGCAGAGGAGGGACUCUGAGAACUCUGAAAACCCCUGGAGGAUGAGAGAUACACUUGAGAAGCGUUGCUGCUUCCUGUGUGGCUCGACUGCCCAUAUAAAGAGAGACUGUGAGCUGUACAGAGGUCCUGCUGGAAAUCUGAAGUUGGAUGGUUUCCCUUCUACUUCCUCAGCUCCCAUGAGAAUCAUAAGGCCAAGGGGUUCACCCUCUCAAGAGGACAAAAAUAGGAGGCAACAGCAGAAUGUGAAGUUGGGGCCACAAGCAGGGAGUUUGGCCUGCCGGAAUCUGGAACGCCCCGUUCACAGAAAGAGCCCAGCCGAAUGAGCAGGACCCAUCUUGGACGCACAGAUGUCACACAAGAGGCUUUGCUCGUGCCUGGACUGGCGCGUGGGUCCAGAAACCCCCAAGUCUGACUGGGACUGCCAGGCCAUUAGAAGCCUGCUUAAAAAGCCAAAGCCACGACAUGAUGACUUGAAGCCACAUAGGCCUUUUAUGUGUUUCAUUUUUUGUUUUGUUCCUUUUCCAUGAGAUUUUUAAACCAUUUGUUUUAAAAAGGCAAUGCACAUUGCCAGUUGUAUGUUUACCAACAAUCGUCCACCGGUUUUUUUAACUAGUCCAUUUUAAGCAGUUUAAUCUGUAUUUAAAUCUGCUUAUAAAUCGUGGUGGCAGUGUAUUUUGUUGCGAUGCCCCUAUGUGCUUGUCCUUGCACUCAGGUUCACCCCAUCAACAGGAUUCUGGAACACUGACUCUUUUAUUAGAACUAACGACUGAAUUUGUGUUGAAUUGCCAACCUGAUUUCUUACCUUUACUUACUGCUUAUGUAUUAUUUGUCUUUGGUUGGAGUCGUGCCACGUGGUAGUUGCACUGUAAGUGUCCGCACCCUCCAAUGAAGUCGCUGCUAGUUUUUGUCUAGAAGGAAGCUACACAAAUCGGUUUUCAAACAUGGAGUCUCUGGCAUUUGUGAUGUCUUAAUAUGAUUUUAAAGGUUUGUGUUCUUGAUGUAAUCAUGUUUUUUAAAAAAAGUCUCCAUUUAAUGCCCCUCCACUGCAUUUCCUUCUUUUUGACGUAAACGAAACCUGAGUUUGUGAGUUAUAGAAGCGAUAGAAAUGGUUUGUUGCCAUUUGUAACGUCUCUAAAGGAGUCAUUAAACCGCCAGUCAAAUC